Molecule: messenger RNA, 1125 nt
Organism: Auanema sp. JU1783
Lineage: Eukaryota; Metazoa; Nematoda; Chromadorea; Rhabditida; Rhabditidae
Source: the annotation of a GenBank genome assembly
AUGAGUAUAAUGGUCGAGAGACCACCUCUACCACCACGAACAACUUCCAGUUUGCCUGGACGAGUAACAUUCGAAGGAGCACAAACAUGGCGGGAAUCGUUAGCCGCCUUCAUAGCAAUCAUUCUCGGAAUAGCAGUUUUUAUUUCUGUAUGCGUUCUAGGAUUCUAUGCUUAUCGUGAUAAAGGCGUCUAUGAGGAGCUAGUUGAUUAUUUGGAUAAAACUAUAAGCAUUUCAAAAAUCAAUUACAAUGCCUUAUUGGGAUUAUAUCAAUUGAAUACGAAAGAGUUAGAAGUGUUGAGUAAUCAACGAACGUACAAAACCAUUCUAUGGUGUUUCUUAGCUGCUGAGUUAGCAUGUUACUUGUUCAUAUCCUUAGUUGUCCUAUUGUACUUCACAACAGCUGUUGGAAAUGGCCGUUUGAAAAUCUUCUAUUGGACUCUCGUUAUUAUUGGAGCUUUCUAUUGUAUUGCUGAUAUUCAUUUAUUUACAUUCGUCAUCAUGCCAUAUUCCGCUCAACUGCCCAACAGUACUGAACAGCUUCUAAAUCAUGCAAUUCCACACAAUCCCGGAGGCUUACAACAGAUGGAAAUGAGAUUCUCAUGUACCUUUGAUCACAACAUCUAUGCAACCAAUAAGAGACGAAUGAAUCCCAAAAAUACAUGUGAUCCACACAUUGAGAAUUCAUUUAUUUCAAAGCCAAUCCUAUUCGUUUUGCUUGUUAUUCGCUUGUUACCUAUCGUCAUCGGAGUUUUACUUAUGGCUAAGCGAACACCAUUCAGUGAAUUAGUUGCUCAAACAAUUGAGAAAAUCAAAUCACCCAAGAAGCAAAGAUUAUAUGUAAAGAAGCAACAACAUGUACAGCAGCAUUCAACAUACUCUCCGGAGAAGAAGAGCACAACGUUUGGUGUGACAACUCCAAUACGUACAGCCAGUACACCCUUACCACCUAUCACAUCACCAUCUAUAGAUCAUAGCAUAAGCUAUAAUAACGCUGCAUAUUUGGCUACAUCAGCACCCGGCAUGAAUUCAUCAAGAAGCAGCGAAAUUUCUCGAAUUGACGCCCAUGAUCUCUUCAGAACAUCAAUUUCUCAUCACGCCAGUGGAAGUCUUCAAUCUGAAGUUUGA